Molecule: messenger RNA, 2311 nt
Organism: Glycine soja
Lineage: Eukaryota; Viridiplantae; Streptophyta; Magnoliopsida; Fabales; Fabaceae
Product: protein SHORT-ROOT-like
Exons: 1
Coding region: 596-2026 (476 amino acids)
Biological process (GO): regulation of DNA-templated transcription; negative regulation of mitotic cell cycle; asymmetric cell division
Cellular component (GO): nucleus
Molecular function (GO): DNA-binding transcription factor activity; sequence-specific DNA binding
Source: RefSeq, a predicted model, not a curated record
CAAACAAUGAAAAGGAUCUCUUCUCCCAACCUUUUUUGCUCACACUUUGUUAUUUUUCAUCUUUUGUCAGACAGCAUUCUAUUCUAAGCAUCAGCUAGGCCACAACCCCUAUACACUACAUUACAUUACUACCAAGUCAUUCACACUUCUCAGUCAAUCCCCUCUCCUCUCUCCAUAGCCAUCCAUAUAUAUUAUUUUUAUUUUUCAAUAAAGAAGCCACCCUCCAAUAAAAGAAUAACCUAGAAAAGAAACCCAACCCCACUUCCCUUCCCCCCGCACAUCGAUUCCACAAAAAGGAGAAGAUAGCUAGCAUACCACAAUUUAAAUCAAUUACCGCUACACUACACAACUCGAUUACAUUUUUCUUUAUUUCCACCUCAAAAAUUUAACCGACAUAUAUAAUUAAUUUUGUACUACAUAUAUAGUAGUAAGGUAAGUAUAAUGGAAUAGAAUAAAGUGAUCCCAUUCGAAAUUUCCAAUUCCACCGCGACAGGCCGAUUCCCACCGUUAAAAACACGUUACGUCCAUUUUCAUUCUUUGCUUGCUUGCGCUGGGACGUGGCCAUCCCAUGCGAGUCAAAGGUUAAUAAACCUAAAUGGAUACCACGUUGUUUAGGGUAGUGAGUAGUUUCCAACACCAACACCAACCCGAUCACGAUCAAUCCCUCAACAACUCCACCACAAGCAGCAGCUCUCGAUCCUCCAGACAACAACAAAACUAUCCCUACCCACAAGAAGACGAAGAAUGCUUCAACUUUUUCAUGGAUGAAGAAGACCUAUCCUCGUCUUCUUCCAAGCACUAUUGUCCCUAUCAACCCCACCCUCCCUCCACUACCACCAUCCACCACUCCUUCUCCCCCACUCCCUGCGACUUUGAAUUCUCCGGCAAGUGGGCCCAGGACAUCCUCCUCGAAACCGCACGGGCCGUGGCCGACAAGAACACCACGCGCCUCCAACAACUCAUGUGGAUGCUAAACGAGCUAAGCUCCCCCUACGGCGACACCGACCAGAAACUGGCCUCGUACUUCCUCCAAGCCUUCUUCAGCCGCAUCUCCCAAGCCGGGGACCGAACCUACCGAACCUUAGCUUCGGCCUCGGAGAAAACAUGCUCCUUCGAAUCGACCCGCAAGACGGUGCUCAAGUUCCAGGAGGUGAGUCCCUGGACAACCUUCGGCCACGUGGCGUCCAAUGGCGCCAUCUUGGAAGCCUUGGAAGGCGAGCCCAAACUACACAUAAUUGACAUCAGCAACACCUAUUGCACCCAAUGGCCAACCCUCUUCGAAGCCUUGGCCACUCGAAAUGACGACACUCCGCACCUCCGUUUAACCUCCGUCGUCACCGCUGACGCCACCGCUCAGAAACUCAUGAAGGAAAUCGGCGCCAGAAUGGAGAAAUUCGCCAGACUCAUGGGCGUGCCCUUUAAAUUCAACGUCGUUCAUCACGUAGGUCAACUCUCUGACUUGGAUUUCAGCAUGUUGGACAUUAAAGAAGACGAGGCCUUGGCGAUUAACUGCGUCAACACCUUGCAUUCGAUCGCCGCCGUGGGGAACCACCGUGACGCGGUGAUAUCUUCCUUGAGGAGGUUGAAACCGAGGAUCGUCACGCUGGUGGAGGAGGAGGCUGAUUUGGACGUGGGAUUGGAGGGGUUUGAGUUUGUGAAAGGGUUCGAAGAGUGUUUGAGGUGGUUUAGGGUUUACUUUGAGGCGUUGGACGAGAGUUUUCCGCGGACGAGCAACGAGAGGUUGUUGCUGGAGAGGGCGGCGGGGAAGGCGGUGGUGGACCUAGUGGCGUGUUCGGCGGCGGAGUCGGUGGAGCGGCGAGAGACGGCGGCGCGGUGGGCGAGGAGGAUGCAUGGAGGGGGGUUAAAUACGGUGGCGUUUAGCGAAGAGGUUUGCGAUGAUGUGAAGGCGUUGCUGAGGAGGUAUAGGGAGGGGUGGGCAAUGACACAGUGCUCCGACGCCGGAAUAUUCCUGACGUGGAAGGAGCAGCCGGUGGUGUGGGCCAGUGCAUGGAGGGCCUUGACGUAGAGACUAGAGGAGAAUGACUUGACGUGAGUAAGGAGUUGAGGGACUGAUUCCCACGUGCCCAACGCCGAGCCUUCUUUUUUUUCUUUUUUCUUUUAAGGUAAUUAAUUAAUGGUUUUUCUUUUGCUGUUUCAACUUUCAAGUUUGGUACGUAAGACAAUGGGAUUAAUUGGAGGGUAUGAGGAUGAUAGGAGGAAGGGGAUUUGCCUGUAUUAUUCAAAAAGGAAUCAUCAUCAAGUAAAUUGAUUUUCAUUGCUAACUUUUUUUUUCAGAUUUCGUUUUUUUAUA